This is a messenger RNA of Nicotiana tabacum (common tobacco), 1099 nucleotides long. Its product is annotated as ras-related protein YPT3. Gene Ontology annotation, molecular function: GTPase activity; GTP binding. NCBI's taxonomy places the organism in Eukaryota, Viridiplantae, Streptophyta, Magnoliopsida, Solanales, Solanaceae. The record is from RefSeq and is a predicted model, not a curated record.
CAACCUCAGACGAGAGUCCCAACCCCUUUUCUCCGCCUUUAAGAAAAAAAAUUGAAGCAGAGUUCUGUGAUUUACUUACUUUUUUGCCUAACCAAAAAACACAGAACAAAGUAAUUGUUUUCAAAGAUGGCAGGUUACAGAGCAGAUGAUGAGUACGAUUACUUAUUCAAGCUAGUGUUGAUCGGAGAUUCAGGUGUGGGUAAAUCAAAUCUGCUUUCAAGAUUCACCAAAAAUGAAUUCAACCUGGAGUCUAAGUCUACAAUUGGAGUUGAGUUUGCUACCAAAAGUCUCAAUAUUGAUAGCAAAGUUAUUAAAGCUCAGAUUUGGGAUACUGCUGGCCAAGAAAGAUAUCGUGCCAUUACUAGUGCUUAUUAUCGGGGAGCUGUCGGCGCUUUGCUCGUAUAUGAUGUCACUCGACAUGUUACCUAUGAGAACGUCACAAGAUGGUUGAAGGAGUUGAGAGACCAUACUGACCCUAACAUUGUAGUCAUGCUCAUAGGCAACAAAUCAGAUCUCCGACAUCUCGUUGCUGUUUCAACUGAUGAGGCUAAAGGUUUGGCAGAGAGGGAGGGCCUAUACUUUAUGGAGACUUCUGCAUUAGAAGCAACCAACGUGGAAAAUGCAUUCACUGAAGCUCUCACGCAGAUAUACCGGAUCGUCAGUAAAAAAGCAGUCGAGGCAGGCGAUGAAGGUGCUACUUCAUCUGCUCCUCCUAAAGGAGAGACGAUUAACAUCAAAGAUGAAGGGUCUUCCUGGAAAAAGUUCGGAUGCUGUUCAAGCUAGGGCUCUUGAAAAAUGUGCAAGACGAUGCUCAAGCUGUUUUAGUUGUAAAUUGUCAUUAAAUCAAUGAUUUCCUCCCCGGUAUUCCUUUUCCUUUUUCGGUUAUCUUGGUUGUGGGAUAAGAUUUAAGCUAGCCAUGAGAAUACACGAAGCAGCGUUCUCAUGAAAAACUCCGAAGGAGCAGGUACCGUUGGUUUCUAAUUACAGAAUGUGCAAACAAGGUCUUAGUUUUAUGGGUUCUGGAUGUUAGCUUGAAAAAAUGAGACAGUGGCAAGGUCUUUCCAAUAACAUGUUACCAAUAUAUCAUCUUUCGUCUCGA